Molecule: messenger RNA, 2589 nt
Organism: Aureobasidium subglaciale EXF-2481
Lineage: Eukaryota; Fungi; Ascomycota; Dothideomycetes; Dothideales; Saccotheciaceae
Exons: 2
Coding region: 1-2589 (862 amino acids)
Biological process (GO): chorismate biosynthetic process
Molecular function (GO): 3-phosphoshikimate 1-carboxyvinyltransferase activity; shikimate 3-dehydrogenase (NADP+) activity; 3-dehydroquinate dehydratase activity
Source: RefSeq, a predicted model, not a curated record
AUGAGCACCCGGCUUGACACGACUGGCAGACUGACUUUGUCUGCCCCCACAAGUCCUGGAUACAAAAAACGCCGCUUCGAUACAAUAUGCUACUCACCCUCGAAUAGUGUCAGAGCCUCAACUCACAGCGAGCUUGGUGACGGUGUGCGAAGAGCUUCCAGUGCUCGCCACAGCGUCGAUGAGCGGAUUCCCCACGUUCGAAGAGUGCAUGAGCUCCAGAUACCAAGGGCAAAACUCGUGUUUGGACAAGACGCUUCUCUGGUUUUGAUUGGCACUAAAGGCAGCGGCCUAUCAUCUUUCGCCGUGAUUGCUGCCAAAGCCUUGCGUUUUCGUCUGAUUGACACAGAGGCAUGGCUUGUUGAACAUCAAGGCCUCCGCAGGUCCGCCUAUGUCAAGGAAAAAGGUCUGGACGCCUAUCGCAACAUCUCGUCCGCAGCUCUAAAGGAGAUUCUGAAUCAGCAUGGCACACGCUGUAUAAUCGUCUGCGGCCCGGAAGCACUUGAGCCGCGUUGUCAGCCGCUCAUUCGCAAGUUUGCAUUGUCACAUCCUGUGAUCAUGAUAAAUCGUGACCUGACCACAAUCCAACGGUACCUUGGUCUGGAAAACUCGCACGAGGUGUUGCAUAUACUGAAACAGAGUCAGCGACUCUGCCGCCAAAUUUCCAACCUCGAGUUCUUCAAUCUUCCCGAAAGCGAGGCAGAUUUCUGCCUUUCUGCCGAAAUAUCGCAAAGAUUGAGACGGAAACAUACUCCAAACUCGCCCUCACUUCUCCGAAAUGUGAAACAAGACUUUCUGCAAUUUCUAAGCUUUUUUGCUGGGACACCAGGGUCUGCUGAUUUGCAACUUUACCCAGCAUCACCCUCGGACCGUGAAUACUCGACUGUGCUGCAGUUAGAAGACGUCGCCGCACAUGAGUCAACUCUCAACGAUCUAGACUUUGGCACCGAUGCAAUCGAGCUGAUAGUCCGCAGCCGUUCGUCGCGAGAUGUGCCAUACGAUUGGGACCGUAUCAGCCGCUCUCUCCAGAUGAUUCGAAGGCGAUCCAAAGCCCCUAUCAUUUAUCAUACCGAGUGCGGCGACCAGAAGAUCUUGGCAGAUAAGGACGGAUACACUGAUCUUUUGCAUCAUGGGCUUCGUCUACUCCCAGAUUUCAUCACUGUCAAUCUCGGCUGUACAGAUCGUCAGGUUCAUGACUUUACAAGCUCAGUCGGUCAAACUCAAGUCAUCGGUCAUCGAUUAUAUGCUAAGGGAGGUCUAACGUGGAGAGAUCCGGCUUUGCAUAAAGAGUUCGAUCGCGCAGUGGCCUUGGGCUGUCACGUAGUCCGGUUUGUACGUGAGGCCAAAUCAGCUUCAGAGGACAGAGAUUGUGUUGCGUUUCAGGCUGCAAUAACGUCACGAUCCAAAGUUCCCCUGAUAGCCUAUAACACCGGCAUCGUGGCAAGAUCAGCCAUGGUACUCAACUCAUGUCUGACUUCUGUACGACAACCGAAUGUACAAAUUCCGGACCCGAGCACGUCAUUGCUUACCCUACCCCAACUCAUGAAAGCAAAGUUCGCGAGCUUCAUUUAUCAGCCAUUGCACUUUCACAUUUUCGGUGCAAGUGUCGAUUAUAGUUUGUCACCAAUGAUGCACAACGCCGCCUUUGAUGCUCUGGCUAUGGAGCAUAUCUACACAAUCAAACAAUCUCCCGACCUGCAAGACUUGACAGCUCUUAUGGACGAUACAUUUGGCGGUGCCAGUGUCAGUCUACCGUUCAAGUCCAGAGUGAUAUCGCUUCUUGAUUCGAUGAGUGGGGCGGCCACAGCUAUACAGGCUGUCAAUACAGUCCUACCAUCAAGGGCCACACCGAUCAGUAACUCUUCUAAUCAAUCCUUACUGUCAAGAUCAUGUAGAAAUCGGGCUGGACCAAUUUCUGGCUUGCACGGAGAGAACACAGACUGGAUUGCCAUAUAUGUCUGCAUAUCUCGCUAUCUCUCGCCUGCCAAUGCCAUCAAACCCAGCUCUUCAGCUCUUGUGAUCGGUGCUGGCGGUAUGGCACGCGCCUCGAUAUAUGCCUUGCUGAAAAUGGGCGUAAGGAACAUUGUAAUCUGGAACCGAACUCUCAGCAAAGCGCACGAAGUCAAAAAACAUUUCACAACUUUAUGUGCUGACCCUCAGCCUGAGUGGCUAACCCACCAGAGCUCUUCUACGCCAUCUGGAACAGCGCAGUGUCGUAUUAUGGUUGUUGAGACGCUGGAUGCACCUUGGCCUGACAUUGAUCAACCAACGAUGGUAGUGUGUACCAUACCCGCGCAUCGCAUCGGGGAUGCAACGCCUCCAGAAUUCCAAAUACCCCAACAAUGGUUUAAGAGUAGGACAGGAGGCGUUAUUAUUGAGCUUUCGUACAGAUCCGCUUGGACACCACUGCUGCAGCAAGCACAUGAGAAUGUUCAUAAAGGCUGGAUCUGCGUCGAGCCUCUCGAAAUCCUGAUUGAGCAGGGCUGUGCUCAAUUUGAGCUUUUCACUGGCUAUCCUGCGCCACAGAGAAGGAUGCAAGAUAGUAUCAUGGACGGAUAUGCAGCGAUCCAUGUGACGGAAGAGACUGACUGA